AUGCCUGUUCCAGCGGGCCUCGAGCAGUUCGGGACGCUCGACUGGGAGGAGGAGUAUGAGAAUCUUGUUUCCACUGGGUCCACUACUAAGGAUGAUUUAGAUGCUGGCGAUGCAAUGUGCACUAUGGACAUAUCCACCAAGACGACUGAAAGCGAGCUAUUCUUCCUCGAGGGCGACUUCGAUACCAACCCAGACAUCGUGGAGUCUUACCAGCUCGCACCCACCAACGAGGUCAUCUCCGCCGAGGAUACAAUUAUGGAGCACACCAUCCACCCCGCAUCCCCAGUCCCGCUUCCACUCGAGGAAGAACAUUCCCACAAUUCAAGCGCCGGUCAGAUCUUCCAUCCCGGCUGGUCCGAAGAGACGCCCUCUUGGGACCCGGAUACCGCUACCUCCCCUCAAGUCGCCCGCUGGGCCGUGUCCCCUGGCAUCUUCAAGGAUAUCAAGUGGACAAUCAACGCCUGCAGGGACGAUGUGGCGGAUAACAAUAUUCCACGUAUUGCUUCAAGCCUGCUGCGUGCUGUUCAACACGUCUACAAAGUCCCCUUAGAUGCCGGGAUUGGCUACCCUUGUGGAGCACGUGGCGAGAAGUUCUACAAGCGUUGGCUCGGACCAAUUCACCUCUUUCCUCGUGGUGCAAUGGGCCUCAAGGAGCCUAAUGAGCCAGAUGUCCCGAAGGACGUCUACGUGCCUAACGGCAUCAAAAUACUCCCGCCAUCGCCCCAUGGCCAAGCAUUCUAUCCUCGUCCCUCGCCUCUGCGCUACGUCGCCAACAAUGAUGAUGACCAACCUCCCAAGCCUUCCCAGUCAGCUCCGUCCCUGGUAUUCUUUUCGGGUGAAAAUUACCUCGAUGUGGAUGUUGAGAUGAGUCAGUCCAUGGAGACCGGGGAAAUCACAAUCCAGAAAUACGAACAAGAGAGCGAUCAAGAUGCUGGUGAGGAAAUCGAGUUCUCCCCUAAGGCACCUAUCGAGACACAAUUCGAAAUCGAAAUCAAUGAUCGCACCGUCCCCUCAAAUAUAGUCGACCAAGACGACGAGCACCUAUCCGCUUCCAGCGAAGGAUCUUGCUCUUGGCCCAGUUCCCCUCCAUUGCCCUCCCGCGAGCUUGAUUCUCCAGUCAUCAUAUACGAUGACGAAACUGUCGGCCUAGUCAGUGACGAAACGGCCUGCGAUCUGCCCGAGCUUGCUUUGGCAGCCCAUUACAAGAUUCCCGAACUCGGCCUUGCUCAGGAUCUGGACUCAGCCCCACUCUAUUCGGCCUACCACGCG
Molecule: messenger RNA, 1269 nt
Organism: Lasiodiplodia theobromae
Lineage: Eukaryota; Fungi; Ascomycota; Dothideomycetes; Botryosphaeriales; Botryosphaeriaceae
Product: Chromosome alignment-maintaining phosphoprotein 1
Exons: 2
Source: RefSeq, a predicted model, not a curated record